GUCGGUGUGGGCAUACAAAAUAAUGAUUCACUGGAUUACCUACAGCACCCGCUAUCCAUGUAUGAGGGUUGCUUAUGGCCUCCCUAUUCCCAUUCCCAGGCGUUCUUUUGUUCUUGUCUGGUCAGCUGCAGAGCCAGUCCAUCGCUCAUAACCAACCUGCUAGGUACAUAGCCUAUCCAAGCUACAAAUACCCACUCCCAACUCUUCCUCACUUACUUUUCGCUCUUCGUCACUCAACUCUAUUUACCUACCUACCUACCUAUCCACCCACAUACUCUAUGUACCUACCUACCAAUAUAGAGUUGAGCUUCCCUCGUGCCAACCAAGCUCUGCCUGCGUUUUGCGCUUCUCGGCUAGCCUUGCGCCGGUUGUCCUACCUAACCUAACUCACCCCAUUUGCCAUUGCACUGCAUAGGUAUCUAGGUCGACUUAUCCAAGUGCCAGCCUAUCCCCUAUUUAUUACCUCCAGGGCGCGUGUUCAUUUGACUCGGCACUACACUUUCAUCUGUGCUACCUAUCGUUCUUCAAUUUAAGCCCUUGCCGACCUAGCAUGCGCUUCAUCCGUGGCCGGAACUAUCAGAAACGCCCAUAGCAUAACA
Xylaria bambusicola is the source of this 599-nucleotide messenger RNA. RefSeq lists its product as uncharacterized. The coding region runs from base 75 to 386 and encodes 103 amino acids. The transcript is spliced from 2 exons. The record is from RefSeq and is a predicted model, not a curated record. Lineage: Eukaryota; Fungi; Ascomycota; Sordariomycetes; Xylariales; Xylariaceae.